CGAAAGCAGAUGUGCCAGCUGGACAUAGAGCACAUGCUAGCAGAUCCUUGUGGAAUGAAGAUGAAUGAUAAAUGCUGUUAAAGUAGGAAUAUGUGACUCAACGUCUUUGUAUCUUCUCAUAGGGAGACAACCCUGGUGGUGUACAUCAUGACUCUGGUGGGCAUGGUAGUGUAUACAUAUACCUUGAACCUGCAACGCCUGUGGGUAGUGUUCAUCACUGCUGGUACACUGGGGUAAGUUCACCUCUGACCUGUUUAAUUAGAAAACACAUCCUGGGGUUCCCAGAGUGAUCAGUAGCCUAAGAUACAAUGCACAGCCCUUUUGUUGGCUCCUUGCUGGCCUCAGGAGAUGUGGAAAAGGUGCCAAGGGGUUUUGUUAAUUCUUGUAAGCACAUUAGAUAGCCAGGCUAUCCUGUUGGACUAGAAUGAAGCAUGAAUUAUGCCCUUUAAGACUUCUGGGGUAAUGGGGAAUGCAUAGUGUCUCUUGGCUUUGCUUAGGUCAACAUGGAAUCAUAGAAAGUACCCAGGGCUGAGAAUCUUAAGUUCUGGGUCCAGUUCUGUUGUCAAUUACUGUUAGACCACAGCCCUGUCUCCUAAUGCUUGAGCUUUGGUCUCCUCAUCUGAAACUGAAGGUAAGUGUGGCCUACCUUGUAGGGCUGCUGGAAGGAAUGAGACAGACUAUGAUGUGAAGAUGCAGAGAAGCAAGGUGCAGAUGGAAGAAGUUAGAACUGGCAUUUUCAGACCUGUUUCAUGAGAAAACACACAGAGAAUAGCCCUUCUGCAGGCUGAGCCCUACCGCACAGUUACUUUCCUUCAGGCAGAAUGAGUGUGCUAGGGCCUCUCAGUCUUUCUCAGAUGGCUCUUCUCUGAGGGAAAUGAGGACUCCAAGCUCCUCUUCCAGAGAGCCAUGGAGAUGCUUCCCAAUACCCAGAGACGUCUCCUUCCUUCCAACCCAGGGCCUGUGGAUGCAGGACACAUAUGCUCAGCUGAAAGUGAAACAUGCUAAGCACUCUUGCCCUUCCAUAAAUGCUGACCUGUCAUUGCGGCUGGAGGGAAACACAUGGAGGGCCUUAGAGGCCCACUGCAUACAAGGCCUUCGAGUCUACAGAGAUCUCCCUUCUUUGGUAGAACAUCUUAGAAAAUGGACAGUUAUCUGAUGGGAAAAGAAAAGCAGGAGAGGGAAUCUAGGGUAAAAGAUGGUACCCAUUCUUGUUCUGGAAGCUCUUCAUCACUUUGCUCUCUGAUCUGGACUUUAGCUUCUUCAUGAUGGGCUAUCUUCCCCUGGUAUUUGAGUUUGCUGUGGAGCUCACGUACCCAGAAUCAGAAGGCAUGUCAUCUGGUCUCCUCAAUGUGUCUGCACAGGUAUUUGGGAUCAUUUUCACCAUCUCCCAAGGCCAGAUUAUUGACAACUAUGGAACCAUGCCUGGGAACAUCUUCCUAUGUGUGUUCCUUGCCCUUGGAGCAGCCCUCACUGCUUUCAUUAAGGCAGAUCUCCGGAGACAGAAGGCAAACAAGGAUACUCCUGAGACUAAAGUCCAGGAGGAGGAAGAGGAGAGCAAUACCAGCAAGGUGCCCAUCGCCGUGUCAGAGGCUCAUCUCUGAGAGAGCGCACACUCAGCUCUCGGUUCCACUCAGCUCUCUCUGCCAGCACCAGCAUCUCCAGGGAGAAACGUUAGGAGGGAAGCAGCUGGAAUAUGAGACUUGCAUGGCAGUGCUUAUGUCCUGGAACCUACCCAAGAACCUGGAUGGUUCAGCUGGGGGAAGUGUCACCUUUCUCCAGAUGCAGACUGGAUUCCUAUGCAAUUGAGCUGGAGAGAUGGCUCAGUGGUUAAGAACACUGGUUGUUCUUGCAGAAGACAGGUUCGAAUCCCAGCACCCACAUGGCAGCUAACAACUGUCUAUAACUCCAGUUCCAGGGGAUUCGACAGCCUCUUCUGUCC
Messenger RNA from Nannospalax galili (Upper Galilee mountains blind mole rat), 1939 nucleotides. Its product is annotated as feline leukemia virus subgroup C receptor-related protein 2-like. Bases 1263 to 1601 code for a protein of 112 amino acids. NCBI's taxonomy places the organism in Eukaryota, Metazoa, Chordata, Mammalia, Rodentia, Spalacidae. The transcript is spliced from 4 exons. Gene Ontology annotation, biological process: heme export. The record is from RefSeq and is a predicted model, not a curated record. Gene Ontology annotation, cellular component: membrane. Gene Ontology annotation, molecular function: heme transmembrane transporter activity; heme binding.